Molecule: messenger RNA, 558 nt
Organism: Seminavis robusta
Lineage: Eukaryota; Bacillariophyta; Bacillariophyceae; Naviculales; Naviculaceae
Source: the annotation of a GenBank genome assembly
AUGGUCCGUGCUCUCCUGCAAGUGGAACGAGGUCUUGAUGAGGCAGCUAAGGAUCAACAGGUGACCGGCAUGAUGUCAUUAAUGCUGGUCACAAACUUACAUUCCGCGGCGUCGUGGGCGAUUGACUUCAGUCAACACUGGGCGUCAUGGUUCAUCCUGGUCACGAUCGUUGACCAACCAACGACUAUCGCGAUCCGUCUGGCCAUUUCGGUGAAAUCGGUCAUUUUCGACUUGGUGUUCCUCAUUUUUGCGGACACCCAAUUCGGAUCAGCUCUGUUGAGCAUCACGCUGAUCACCAAGUCCAUGUUGGACUGGGCGAUUAGUCCUCAGACGGCACCGCCAUACGUACCGAAGAGGAUCAGAAACGGACAAUCAACCAUCGUCAAGGCAAUCAAGUCGACAGCAGUCGUUCUUGGGGGUGUUCUGACGAGCGUUAGCGCUAUCGCGGUCCUCAUCUACCAACUCACGGAAUUAUCCGUGAGGGAAUCGGCCGACUUGACGGCCAACGUGACAAGGAACAGGGCGACUCAAUCGAGUCACACCGAUGACCCACUAUGA